Molecule: messenger RNA, 1023 nt
Organism: Chionomys nivalis (European snow vole)
Lineage: Eukaryota; Metazoa; Chordata; Mammalia; Rodentia; Cricetidae
Product: C-type lectin domain family 2 member F-like
Exons: 5
Coding region: 57-794 (245 amino acids)
Cellular component (GO): external side of plasma membrane
Source: RefSeq, a predicted model, not a curated record
GUUGAUCCCGAGAGCCUCGUGAGUGACGGAGUGGGGAGCCAGGCACUGCGGUCUUCAUGUCUGAGGACUCCGGCGGCCUGUCCAACAGCAACGACGACGAGCUGCAGGAGGUGAUAGGUGAGAACCUGCCCGCGACCAUCAACGGGGACGACGAAGAGCUACAGGAGGAGAUAGGUGAGAACCUGUCCGCGACCAUCAACGGGGACGACGAAGAGCAGCGUUUGGUAGAAGCUAAAAAGCUCCAAGAAAAAUGUCUCAGACUCGGCUCCCCCGUGUCUCCUGCUAGGCUUUACUGCUGCUAUGCAGUGAUCACCGUCCUCACUGCAGUUGUGAUUGCACUUUCUUUUGCUCUGUCAUUGUCAGCAGGAAAGACAAAACAGGUCUCAAUCAAAAAUACCUAUGCUACUUGCCCAAGAAACUGGAUUGGAUUUGGAAAUAAAUGUUUUUAUUUUUCUGAAGACUUGGGAAACCAGACAUUCAGCCAGAACUACUGCAUUGCACUAAAGGCCCAACUAGCUCGAUUUGACAACCAAGAGGAACUGAGUUUCCUGAAGAGAUACAAAGGACCUUCUGACCACUGGAUCGGCCUGCACAGAGAGUCAUCACACCACCCUUGGAUGUGGACAGACAACACCGAAUAUAACAACUUGUUUCCCACCCGAGGAGAAGGACCACAUGCCUACCUGAGUGACAGAGGGAUCAGCAGUGGCAGGGACUACAUACGUAGGAGGUGGAUCUGUAGCAAACCCACCAGCUAUGCUUUACAGUGUCCAGGAGUCUCACAGCUUGUGUAAAACUGUGUCAAAGUGAACAUGAGAGAUCUGUAGCAUGUUAUCUACAAUUACAGUUUCAUAUCUUUAACUUAUGAAGUUAUCAAAAUUAACUCACAAUCUUUGCUAACAUCAGAGAUAAAACUAUUAUAGAGGGUACUUGGGAGACUAUGGGUUAUUUUAAAUUAAAUUAAAUAAGUGUUUAUAUUGGUUUGUACUCACAUCAUAAACCUGAAUACAAUCACAUCAUUCA